Messenger RNA from Suillus fuscotomentosus, 564 nucleotides. RefSeq lists its product as uncharacterized. Lineage: Eukaryota; Fungi; Basidiomycota; Agaricomycetes; Boletales; Suillaceae. The transcript has a single exon. The record is from RefSeq and is a predicted model, not a curated record. Bases 1 to 564 code for a protein of 187 amino acids.
AUGGCUCUUCUUACCAAUGACCCAAACCUUGAUCUUUGCCCAAAUUUCACUUGUGCUACCUUUCAAGACAGCCGGCUUCCCUUACUUAGCCCUAACGUCGACGAAGACCAAGCCGCUGUGAUUCUUUGCACUACCUGGUUGGCUACCAACUCCACACUCAAAAUCAGAUGGCAACAGCAGCUUGACGCUGCCGCUUUGGAAACCGAGGCUCGCGAGCGCGCUCUUGUCGAGGCCGAAGACCAGCGGCGCACCGCUGAAGACCUCCAGAACAUUGUUCUCCUUGAAGAAGAACGCAAGAAGAACAAAAUCCAUCACAUCCCAAUCCCGGAUCGUCCUCGUCCUACCCGUGCAGCAGAACCUUUUCUCGUCGCAGACUUCGCCCUUCGCAAGCUUGACAAAGCUCAGUUCGUUGAACUGCACUACUGGACUAACAAAGGUCUUGCAGACACGCGUUGUAGGGAUUCAUUUCUGGUUGGGCUUGUAGAGACUGUUUUUACCUUACCUUAUGUUGGCACUUUUGUAGCUUACAUAAUCAAGCAAUCUUUUCACCAGUUACCAGUAUGA